AAUUUGGGGCUUGAGAAAAGGGAGAGAUGCCUCACCGCCCAAACUACCCUUUUCUCUCUCUCCGCCCGACGCCAAGCCUCUAAUCGACGACUUCUCCCUCACCCGCAACGUCGGCGACCGAUGCCUCCUCGCUGGAUCCAACGGCGCCGGCAAAACCAUGAUCCUCAGGAUUCUCGGAGGCAAGCACAUGGUCGACCCCAGCAUGGUCCGGGUUCUGGGUCGCUCGGCUUUCCACGACACCGCUCUCACCGGCUUCGGCGACCUGUCGUACCUAGGCGGAGAGUGGCGGCGUGACGUGGCGUUUGCUGGUUUCGACGUUCCGAUACAGAUGAAUGUUCCGGCUGAUAAAUUGAUCAAUAGGGUAGCUGGGAUUGACCCACAAAGGAGAGCUGAGCUGAUCAAGGUGCUUCUGCUUGAUGAGAUCACGGUGGACCUUGAUGUGCUAGCGAGGGCGGACCUGCUCCAGUUCUUGAGGAAGGAAUGUGAGGAGCGAGGUGCUAUGAUCGUUUCUCAAGCCCCAAAUUGGAGAGAGUCUGAGACUCGGAUCGGAGGGGGAGAGAGAGAGAAGGGUAGUUUUGGAAGAUAAAUAUAGUGAAUGAUAAGAAAUAUUAAAAAAAGGUGAAGGGUGUGUAGAAUGUAAAAGGGGGUGUGCAAAUUUCACCCCCCUAAAAAUUAUUUACAAUGAUAUCAUGGUAAGAUAAAAAAAUACAUAAUAUAAAAAAAUUAAGAAGUGGGCGACAAGGAAAUUUUCAUAUUUUUCUCUCCUUCACCAAUAACACGUAUAUCGCACACGGGUAUGAAGUUAGUAAUAAUAAUAGAGGCCAAACAUGUAUUGUCACAUGCUUCUUUAUAUAAUUGUGGAGGUCUGUUUUUUUUUUGUAAACAUAUAUGGAGAUCUUCUCUGUUUACUUCCUUUUAGGUCCGACCGAACG
Messenger RNA from Rosa rugosa (rugosa rose), 932 nucleotides. RefSeq names its product ABC transporter I family member 20-like. Bases 158 to 586 code for a protein of 142 amino acids. The record is from RefSeq and is a predicted model, not a curated record. NCBI's taxonomy places the organism in Eukaryota, Viridiplantae, Streptophyta, Magnoliopsida, Rosales, Rosaceae. The transcript is spliced from 2 exons.